AUGCUACAAUAAAUUAAGGAAAUAAAAUAGCAAAAAGUAUUAAAUCAUUUUAUUAAAGAAGACUAGGAUCUGAAACGUUAAUAAUCAAUAAAACUAUGUUAAGUUAAAAUUUAAAGUAAUUAAAAUAAACCAACAAAAAACCAUCUUCUUGAUAACAUACAGAAUCUAGAUAAUUCUGUUCAUAGUUUUAGUAAGUAACAAGUUAGUUCAUUCCUAGACCUUUUUUCAUGUGCUGAAUAAAUGGAAGAAUAACAUCAUUCUGUAUUUUUAUUUUUUCAUUUUAGUUUUAAAAGAUUUAAGCAGGAUAUUGA
Paramecium sonneborni is the source of this 311-nucleotide messenger RNA. The record is from the annotation of a GenBank genome assembly. Lineage: Eukaryota; Ciliophora; Oligohymenophorea; Peniculida; Parameciidae.